Messenger RNA from Vitrella brassicaformis, 1011 nucleotides. The record is from the annotation of a GenBank genome assembly. NCBI's taxonomy places the organism in Eukaryota, Vitrellaceae.
CUGACUCCUCCAAUCAAUCAAGGCCAACCCACUCGUUAACUCAGACAGACAGACUGAAAAACAGAGAGAGAGAGAGAGACAGACACCGCGCCGGCGGUGGCAUACACACACCGCACGCCCAGAUAGAUGUUUACAAGGGCGACAGGUGUAGACAGACAGACAGACAGACACGAAGAUCCAUAGACUAACUCAUGAACGCACUCAAGAAGGCAGAGUAGUCCUCAGCAGCUGUCAGCAACGCAAUCUCUGAAACAACUGUUGUGGCACUCCGAAAAGCUGUCGUCUGCUACGCGAAUUGAGACUGCCGCAACAAAUACCAUCGCAAAAAACCCCGCAAUCCUCUGCGCACUCCUGCUGAAGCUCCCGAAGCUUCCCACCAUCCGCCUUAGCCGCAGAAUGGUCCCCGGAGUCGCUGUUGGCGCCACUCUUGACGUCCUGACGGUGGGUCAGAUGCUGGUGCAGCCGGCGUCGUCGCUCAGAGCAUGUGCCGCAGCACAUGGAUCCGCUGAUUGAAGCGGAAAUUGGGGUGCUACUGGAGCAUUCAAAGCCAGCCACCUGCAUGAAGGCACACACACAUACAUACAGGUCGUGAUAAGUUUGCCAUCCUCUCUGUCUAUGUAAGAAGUACCAGGUAUCCGUCGUGGCAUCCUUGGCCGGAGACAGAGGUUGAGCCGAAAGCGCAUAUGUCGGAAAACUCCGAGGGGUCACAAUUAGCACUGUGGAAGUCACACACGUCCUGAAGCUCCCGCACCACGUUCUUCUCAGCAGCGCCUGCAGCCACGGAAGAACACCAUCAUGUGCGCUGUGUGUGUGUGUGUGUGUGUGUACCUGCUGCAGACGCCACGGCAAGGGCCAGCAGUGUCAGGGAGACCAUCGACGCGUGAGGGGCCAUUGGUGCCGUACGAGGGACUGAUACAGUUGUGCUGUGGGGUAAGACCUGGUGGCAACAAAGGAGAGGCGAAAGGUUGUGUGCAAUGGGAUGUUGCCAUCGUUGAGCCGCUGAUGGUUCGA